AUGACAUUUGAUGAAACAUCACCAAUUCAUUACAAUGAAUUGAUAAAUACUUAUAAAAAUUAUUGUAAUGCAUUCGAUUCAUUAUAUCAGCUCAAUACAAAAGAUGAAAACCAAUUAGCUACAAUUUAUAAAAAUCUCAAAGUUCAUCUCAUAGAUUCAAACAAAUAUCCUCCAGAUCUUAUUAUAUCAGAUAUAUCAUUCAUUUCAAUUUAUAAAAAACGGUUCAUGAAGUCAUUUUUGGCAAUUGCUAAACAAAUUUUUGAUGAAUAUCGCCCAAAUAAGAUUGUCAACAUUCACUAUGUUUUUGAUUAUCUCUUUUAUAAAGAAUAUGGAAUAGUUCUUCAAGAAACUAACAAAAGAAAAUUCAAGGAAUGCGAAACUAAAAAUUAUUCAUCAGACAUUCAUGAAGCAAAUACAAUAUACAAGGCAAUUAUGGAUAAUGACAAAGAAUUAUUCAUCUCAAGUAUCGAAAGAUGUGAAUUUGAUAAAAAUAAAAAACUAAAGAACGAUUUAUAUCCAUCUAAUGAAGAUGGUUAUUCAUAUAUUGAAUUGUGCUGUUAUUAUGGAUCUGUUGAUUGUUUUAAAUUCUUAAUCACAAAAUUCCACUCAAAAAUAACACAAAAAUGCCUUCAUUUCUCAUUUUUAGGCGGAAAUCAAGAGAUCUUAAGCGAGUGCUUAAAAUAUCAACAGCCAUCUCAAGAAUGUAAGAGAUAUGCAAUUGCUUCUCAUAACAUUGAUUUUGUUUCAUUUUUGAUCAAUGAAUACAAUAUUAAAAUCAAUUUAGAUUAUUGCAGGAUGUAUAAUAAUCUUCAGGCAUUUUUGAUAUAUUUAGAUCAAACUAAUAAUAUUAAUACAUGCUUUGUUUAUUCACCUACUUUUCAUCUUCUAUCCCUUUGGAAAUAUUUUAUUUCUCUUGGUGCUAAAAUUAAUGCAAAAGAUUACAAAGAUUGCACUCCACUUCAUUUUGCAGUGUUAUCUAACAGUAAAGAAAUCGUCGAAUUUCUUAUUUCGCAUGGUGCUAACAUCAAUGCUAAAAAUGAACAAAGAGAUACUCCACUCCAUUAUGCGGCCUUAUUGGACUGCAAAGAAAUAGCAGAAGUUCUUAUUUUGCAUGGUGCUGAUAUCGAUGCAAAAAAUCUUUUUGGUAAAACUCCCCUUCAUGUUGCAGCUGAAAAUAACAGUAAAGAAAUAGCAAAAGUUCUUAUAGCGCAUGGUGCAAAUGUCAAUGCUCAAAAAUUAAUGGGAGAAGUCCCACUUCAUCUAGCAGCUAAAAAUAACAGUAAAGAAGUAGUAGAGGUCCUUAUAUCGCUUGGUGCAAAUAUUGAUUUUAGUAAUGCAAUAAUAGGAACUCCGCUACAUCUUGCAGCUAAAAAUAACAGUAAAGUAGUGGUAGAGGUUCUUAUAUUGCAUGGUGCAAAUAUCAAUUUUAGAAAUGCAACAAUUGGAACUCCACUUCAUGUUGCAGUUGAAGACAACAAUAAAGAAAUGGUUGAAUUUUUAAUUUCACAUGGUGCAGAUAUCAAUGCAAAAAAUGAAUAUAUGAGAACUCCACUUCAAGUUGCAUCUCAAAAGAACAAUAAUGAAAUAGUAGAAGUUCUUAUUUAUCAUGGUGCUAAGCUAUAA
Molecule: messenger RNA, 1623 nt
Organism: Trichomonas vaginalis G3
Lineage: Eukaryota; Parabasalia; Trichomonadida; Trichomonadidae
Product: ankyrin repeat and SOCS box-containing protein 4 family
Exons: 1
Coding region: 1-1623 (540 amino acids)
Molecular function (GO): protein binding
Source: RefSeq, a predicted model, not a curated record